Dentiscutata heterogama is the source of this 1889-nucleotide messenger RNA. The record is from the annotation of a GenBank genome assembly. Lineage: Eukaryota; Fungi; Glomeromycota; Glomeromycetes; Diversisporales; Gigasporaceae.
AAAUGGAUAUGGAUCAAUUAGAACGAUUGUUCCUUAGCGGAUCACGAUCUCCAUCGAUCGUAUCAAAUUAUUCAUCAAAUGUACCCUGGAAGUCAGAUGUUCCUUUUGAGUUAUCUGAAAUAUCUUGGAAAGAUGAUAAUGUGGAUAGUAAUACUCAUGGAGAGUCAGUAGCGACGAAUAAUCAUUCUAUUGAUCCAGAUGAGCAGUUACGAAUGGGUUUGUCUAUGAUACAAGAAGCUUACAAUCGCAAAUAUUUGGCAGCGUCCGCUAGUUUAUGGGGCGGUGAAAAAGGAAAGCAAAAUAAGAAUAAAAGUGAAAUCGCUCAACUUAAUCAAAAAAUUCGUGAAUUGAGUGAAGCUCUUAUCAAGGAAGAGGCAGAAAAGAAUAUGUUGUUAAUUUCCAAGAAUACAAUAACGGACCGAUAUAAUAAACUAUGGAAUGAGCAUCGAAAUUGCACAAAUAAGUCAGCAGGUGUGGGAACUAGUAAUAGUAUAAUUACAGUUAUUAAUAACGGUAAACAAGAAAUACGGAAUUAUCUAAAGACACUUGAACCUGAAGAGAGACAAGCUCAAUUAGCUGAAUUUCUUGAAUGUUGUCAUCCACAUGACAUUCACGCUCAACAAGCAAUAUUAGAACAUUAUGUAAAAACAACUUUUGACGUAGUUGGAACCCUUCCAAAUGAAUUAGCUACUAAAAUUCUUUCGAUGUUACCAGCCGAAAAUCUUUGUUGUGCUAGAGAAGUAUCAAGACGUUGGCGAGAAAUGGUUAAUGAACCAAAUCUUUGGAAAGCAAAAUGUUUAUCAGCUACUCAAGAUGAUCCUGUUCCUCUUUCAUAUCCUUCUGAUCCUAAACAAUGGGAAGAGGUUUAUCGUGGUCUUCAUUUUCGUGAACACAAUUGGGUUCUUGGUAAAGUGCAGUCAGUUAAAUUCCUCAAAGGACAUACUGCAAAUGUUACUGCAUUAAAAUUGAAAAAGACUACAUUAGUUACUGGAAGUUAUGAUGAGACUGUACGAAUUUGGGAUAUGAGGAAUGGUAGGUGUAUGAAAAUUUUACAGGGAAAAGCUGUAAGUUGUGUUGAUUUCAUACUAGAAAUGAGGAUGGUUGCUGCUGGAUUUAAUGAGCAAGGGGCACAUGUUUGGCACAUGGAUUCGGGUGAAGUACUACUGACACUGACAGCACAUAAUCGCGGUAUCAAGGGAUUAUCAAUGAAUAAAAAAUAUAUAGUUACAGCAGGUCAUGAUAUGUCUGUCAUUGUAUGGGAUUUAAAAGAAGGGACGAAAUUGCAUACUUUCAGAGGAUUUGGUAAUAUGCUUCUUGGAAUUCAGCUUUUGGGCGACAAUAAUCUGAUAGCUAUAAAUAGUGAUGGCUGGAUUCGUACAUAUGCACUUGAAGAAAAACUCCAAAUUCAUCAAUACAAAAUCCCAGAUAAUUCGCAUAUUCAGUGGUUUUCUGCAUCAGGAAUGGAUGUAACAUGUUCAACAACUCGUACAAUAUAUCAACUUCGAUGGCAAAACAAAUACAUUAAAACGGGUAAAAAGACAAAAGGUAUAGAUGAAAUAAUAAUUGAACCGGAAUUAUCUAUGGAUCCAUUGAUAAAACAGAAGGUUGCAUCAGAGGCAGAAAUAUUCUGUGGAACGACUGAUAAUACUAAAGAUAGAAUUAUUUUUAGUACAAGAUUUAAUAGCAGGACACAUAAUAAUAAAAGUAUAUACGUUUAUUCACAAGAUAAAGGGAUUAAUAGGUUUGGAGGGUUGUGGGAAAGUAUGGCUGAUCAAAUGACCACAAACAACAUGGGACCUUUAUGUAUGGAUGUUGAUCAUGAAAAAACCGUUAUUGGAUCAAUGAGUGGAUUGAUUUAUGUUUUAGGAUUUGUUGGAGAUAGAGAAUGA